UGGUGGGCGCAUGCGUAAAUUCAAUGGGCUGGAACCUGCGCAGCCCAGGGCUCUCCGGCUAACCUGAGGAUGGCGGGCACGGGGCUGGUGGCUGGGGAGGUGGUGGUGGAUGCGCUCCCCUAUUUUGACCAAGGCUAUGAAGCGCCCGGUGUGCGGGAAGCGGCUGCGGCGUUGGUGGAGGAGGAAACCCGCAGAUACCGACCUACUAAGAACUACCUGAGCUACCUGACGGCCCCGGACUAUUCUGCCUUUGAAACUGACAUAAUGAGAAAUGAAUUUGAAAGACUGGCUGCUCGACAACCAAUUGAAUUGCUCAGUAUGAAACGGUAUGAACUUCCAGCCCCUUCCUCGGGACAGAAAAAUGAUAUUACUGCUUGGCAGGAAUGUGUAAACAAUUCUAUGGCCCAGUUAGAACAUCAAGCAGUUCGAAUUGAGAAUCUGGAACUGAUGUCACAGCAUGGAUGCAAUGCCUGGAAAGUAUAUAAUGAAAAUCUAGUUCAUAUGAUUGAACAUGCACAGAAAGAGCUCCAGAAGUUAAGGAAACACAUUCAAGAUUUAAACUGGCAGCGAAAGAACAUGCAACUCACAGCUGGAUCUAAAUUAAGAGAGAUGGAGUCAAAUUGGGUAUCCCUGGUCAGUAAGAAUUAUGAGAUUGAAAGGACGAUUGUGCAAUUAGAAAAUGAAGUCUUUCAAAUGAAGCAGCAACACGGAGAGGCAAACAAAGAAAAUAUCCGUCAGGACUUCUGAGAGACAGGUUCUUUUGGUAGAGAGGAAGGCGAGCUAGAUCUCUACCGGUCAGGAGCUUGAGCUAGGACAGACAUCAUCUGUGGACAUCAUCAGUACUGAAUGUUUAGACACUGUAGAAUAUGAACUGUUUGUUAUGAAUUCUGUGUGUAUGUUUACCAAAUAAAAACAUUUCA
Messenger RNA from Talpa occidentalis (Iberian mole), 920 nucleotides. Its product is annotated as pre-mRNA-splicing factor SPF27. The record is from RefSeq and is a predicted model, not a curated record. Bases 70 to 747 code for a protein of 225 amino acids. The transcript is spliced from 7 exons. Lineage: Eukaryota; Metazoa; Chordata; Mammalia; Eulipotyphla; Talpidae. Gene Ontology annotation, biological process: mRNA processing. Gene Ontology annotation, cellular component: precatalytic spliceosome; Prp19 complex; catalytic step 2 spliceosome.